Molecule: messenger RNA, 1392 nt
Organism: Chinchilla lanigera (long-tailed chinchilla)
Lineage: Eukaryota; Metazoa; Chordata; Mammalia; Rodentia; Chinchillidae
Gene: Znf597
Product: zinc finger protein 597
Exons: 3
Coding region: 128-1372 (414 amino acids)
Biological process (GO): negative regulation of transcription by RNA polymerase II
Molecular function (GO): DNA-binding transcription repressor activity, RNA polymerase II-specific
Source: RefSeq, a predicted model, not a curated record
AAAGCCCAGGUGAUUCUUAGUCACACCACAGUCCCGUUAAAGAACCAGUAAACUUAGGGAAGGAGGAUUCUCGGGGCAGAGCUGAGCAGCGAGUCUCACGGCGAAGAGACAGAACGGGCAGGGAAAGAUGGAACCAAUACUGUUUGACGAUCUGGCUGUGUAUUUUUCUCAAGAGGAAUGUGUAGGUCUGCACCCUGCCCAGAGGUCCCUUAGCAGAGAGGCCACACAGGAGUGUUCUCAGGAUGUGGCCUUGAUGGGAGGGAAAAACAACACUGAGAUUAACGAACAGUUAAGCCUAGAGUCCCUGGAACUUGAAGAGCUUCCCUCAGAAAAUAACUCCAUCGCUGCACCCCGAGUCCAUCACCCACAAGAGUCCUCUGAGGAUAGAGUUGGAAUUCCUGAGAUGAAUAUAUCAGGGGGAACUUCCAUUUACAAGAAAAAGUUAAGAAGCCUUUUAAUUACUGUUGAAAACCAUACUCCAUUAGUAGAACUGUCUCAGUGUUUAGGAGUCAAAGCACUUUCUGACAUUCUUGAAUUUCCCCCGGAAGAAGCCAAAAAUGAGUACAAGUGUCCUGAAUGUGACCAAUGCUUCAGUGAUAAUUUAUAUCUUGUUUUGCAUCAGAAAAUUCAUUCAAGAGAGAAAAAGUAUAAAUGUGGUGACUGUGGGAAGAGCUUCAAUUAUAAAGCCAACCUGAGUACACACAAGAGAAUCCACACUGGUGAGAAGCCUUAUAAGUGUACCAAGUGUGAGGCCACCUUCCGCCAGCAGUCCCAUCUGUCCCGGCACAUGAACAGCCAUGUAAAAGAGAAACCCUAUAUGUGUGAUAUAUGUAAGAAAAGUUUUACGUGGCUCCCAGGAUUAGCACAGCAUAAGAAAAGCCAUGCUGUUGGAAAAGCAUGUGAACAUGCUAACCAUGGUAAAUAUUUUCAUCAGAAAACAAAUCUGGCUUUGCCUGAGAAUACUUACCCACCAGCAACCCAAUACCAGCACAGUGAGUGUGCGAAGAGCUUCCAACAGCCUUCAUACUCUGCUCUCCCUGAGAAAAGCCACAAGGAAGAUUCUGAACAGCACAGUAUUGAUGAUGAAAACUUUUUUUCAUUCUCCAGAUUCAAACCCUUACAGUGUCCUGAGUGUGACAUGAAAUUUCCUUGUUUCUCCGAGCUUGUUUCUCAUCAGAACAUUCACAUAGAAGAAAAGCCCUAUAAAUGUGAAACGUGUGCACAGAGUUUUGCUUUGGAUUCAGAACUUGCAUGCCACCGGAAGAGCCACAAGCAAGAGGAACCUUUUAAAUGUUCUGUUUGUGGGAAGAGUUUUAAAGUGAAUAUGCAUUUCGUUACUCAUAAGCGAACCCACAGGAAAAAAGCGCUGUAAAUAUAGUUAAGUUUUCUUAA